AGAGAGGAGAGGCAGUGCGAGGGCAACGCCUCACAGCACCGGGAAUCUCUCUCUAUCUCCAUCUCUCUCUCUCUUUCCCCCCUCCUCUGUCUCUGAAGCGUAAAAAACCAAAGGACUCUCAUCUACCAUUCAGUCUCAUCUGUAUGAGGCUGCUGCUCUCCCAUUUUUAAGCCUCUCUUUACCCCCCCACAGUUCAAAAUUCUCCUUCGUUUCUUCCUAAUUUUGCUCCUCCACCUGCUGAAGGAUGAACUGAUGACCACAAACCAGGAUUAUUCUUUUUUCUUGUGUGUCUUUUAGGAGGCAGCAUCUUUUUUACUGGAGUCAUCUUUGUUCUCACAGCUGCUGAGUGUACUAGUGGGGAAAUAGGUUAGUGUGCCUGUUCGGUGCCGGGCAGCAGAGGUGAUUGAAUGUGCUGUACACGGAGGAGACGAAGAAGAGGGGGAUGCCUUCCUGGCGGUAGCGCUCUGUAGCCCGGCGACCACUCUGGGAGAGAGACUGGGUGAUGCUGGCGCUGAACUCUGACCUUUAGCGGAAGUGUCAGCGACGAAAAUUCAGGAUAGAAAAAGCAAAAAAUACAGACUUUUAUUUUUGCAUUUUUGUAGUCGUGAAACAGGGCUGACCUGUGUGUCUGCUGUGUGUGGACACCAUGGACAUCAACCUGCAGUCGCACCGGUUCUACUUCCCCCAGAUCUACUGUGCUGAACCGGGGGCACAGCCACAGCUCACUGAGUUCAAAGUCAGUGAGCAGAGUAUCUGCCAGGCGCGAGCCUCCGUCAUGGUCUACGAUGACACCAGUAAGAAGUGGGUGCCCAUCAAGCCUGGACAGCAGGGAUUCAGCCGCAUCAACAUCUACCACAACACUGCCAACAACACCUUCAGAGUGGUGGGCGUCAAACUGCAGGACCAGCAGGUGGUGAUCAACUACUCCAUAGUGAAGGGCCUCAAGUACAACCAGGCCACCCCGACCUUCCACCAGUGGCGGGACGCCAGGCAGGUCUAUGGCCUCAACUUUGCCAGCAAGGAGGAGGCCACCACCUUCUCCAACGCCAUGCUCUUUGCCCUCAACGUCCUCAGCGCUCAGGAUGGAGGUCCAGCUGUCCAGCGCCAAGUCCAGAAUGGACCAACUUCAGAUGAGCUAGAAGUUCAGAGAGCCAGGCAGAUGAUGGAGCAGCAGCAGCAAAUGCAGGCACACAUGGAGCGGGAGCGACGGACGUCCAACUCAGGUUCUCCUUUCCAAGGCCACCCUGCUGUGCUCUCUGUGGCCCCCCCAGUAAUACCUCCUCCAAUGAACAUGGGCGGCCCUCCUCCACCUCCACCACCGCCGGGGCCUCCACCGCCUUCAGCAGGGGCACCGCCACCUCCUCUCCCACCACCACUUCCCAUGUGUGGAGGGAGUCACGCGGAUGAACCCCCCGCCCAGACGGGUCUCGCCGCCAUGAUCGCCGGAGCCAAACUGCGCCGUGUUCAAAGACCCCAAGACGACAGCUCUUCAAGCUCUUCAGGCGCCACCAAAAACGAUGCCAACCGAUCAAGCGGAGGAAGCGGAGGAGGACUGAUGGAGGAGAUGAACGCCCUGUUGGCGCGAAGAAGAAAAGCAGCAUCAGAGAGGCCAGAUGACAGCCAAAACGAUGAUCCAAAUUGUCCGUCACCCAGCACCCGAGGUGGACAGAAUGCCUCAGAUGGUGCAAAGAAGCCGUGGGACCGAGCUAACUCUGCAGACCGGUCGAUGGUUUCAAGGGUACGGCCCGCGGGGGGCAGCAUCGACUCAGACUCGUUAGACCUCGAUAGAAUGAAACAGGAAAUCUUGGAAGAGGUGUUUCGUGAAUUGCACAAAGUGAAGGAUGAAAUCAUCGAUGCCAUUAGACAUGAACUCAGUCGAAUUAGCACGACAUAAUCUUUCAGAGCCACUCCCCCGACAUGAACCACCUUUUUGAACCAUUGCCCCUGCAGCAGCGGCUGUGGACCUGAGGAGGAGGAGGAGGAGAAGUCUGGAACGGAGGCCCAAACUGUGACAUCUACUCAUCCUGUUCAGCUGCGGUGUUGAAGCAACGUCGCUGCAACACCUCAGACAUGUCUGUGUAACAUUUGGUUUGUUUGUUUGGACGUGAAUGGGGCACACUCACCCUCGCACUGAUUCCUCUGAUUUCCUCACGUUCUGUUUCUGUUUGUUCGCCCAGUUCGCCCCUCUGUCCUCGGCCUGAAGGAAAAUGGAUAAAAUAAAUAUGAUUUUAUUUGUUUUGCUUUUUUUUUCCUCCACAAACUUUUUAUAAUUAUUAUUAUUAUUAUUACUAUCAUUUUCAUCAUUAUUACUAUCAUUUUUAUUAUUAUAACUAUCAUUUUUUAUGAUUGUCAAUGUCAUGUUGAUAUGAGUAGUAGUAGUGUAGUGAGUACAAUGGUAAUAAUGAGGAAAUGAUCAUGAGAAUAUGAUAGUAAUGAUAAUGUUGAUAAUUAUAAUUGCACACCAUUUUAUGUCAGCCUUUUGUAUUUUAUAUUGUUUGUUUUAAUUUGUUUUAGUUUCAAGCACAUCCCAAAAAAAAAAAUUCACAUCAUCUAACCUGGAACAUUUUUUUAAAAGGUUUUUUAUCCUUUUCGCCAACACAGCUAUGUGUGGAAACACAGCCGGAAAAUACAGGCUCCGACCUGAACCCGAGGGUGGAAUAAACUUCUUUGGAUAUUGCAAUCUUAUAAACAAAAAAAAUAAAUAAAUAAUACACCAGAGUAUUUGUGAUCAUGUUGUUAAUAAAAAUGUUUAUCGGCUGCAAGGAUAUGGUGAAGUAUUGUUCGUUUUAUUCUCUCCUUUUAUGACAAAGUGCUUCCUGGUUUGACAACAACAACAAAAAAAGAAACGCACUAAGUUUAAAAUGAAUUCAAAUAAAACUGUGAACAAUGUCUUGGAUAAAUGA
Molecule: messenger RNA, 2903 nt
Organism: Sebastes umbrosus (honeycomb rockfish)
Lineage: Eukaryota; Metazoa; Chordata; Actinopteri; Perciformes; Sebastidae
Gene: evlb
Product: Enah/Vasp-like b
Exons: 13
Coding region: 647-1894 (415 amino acids)
Biological process (GO): positive regulation of actin filament polymerization; protein homotetramerization; actin polymerization or depolymerization
Cellular component (GO): cytoskeleton
Molecular function (GO): profilin binding; actin binding; SH3 domain binding
Source: RefSeq, a predicted model, not a curated record